AAUUAUAUUUACUUCAUGAUAUAAAUAUAAUUAAAUAUAUUUGAAGAAUAUUUGAAGAACUAUAUUACAUCCUAUCGUUGAUUGAUUGAUGUUGAACUCAUUUCUCAGUCUUAUUCUUCAUCGUUGUAUGUUUCUAACCUAUCCAAAAAGUUGAUCAAGGAUGAAAGUUAGAUUGAAUUUAUUUACUCAUUUCAUAGAUAAAACUUUCAGUUGCGUUAACGCAAAGUAUUAUUCGCAAUCUGAAGUUCUAUUUACUAAGACGGAUGUCAAUUUAAAAAAUUGGCAAGGGGAACUUGAUAGAACUAUGCAAGUUCUACCGAAUUUCAUUACAACUGAAGAAGAAAAGUUCUUAAUUGAAGAAAUUGAUCCUUAUAUGAGGAGAUUAAAAUACGAACAGUCGCACUGGGAUGACGCAAUACAUAAUUAUAGAGAGACGGAGAAAAAUAAGUGGAAUGAGAGAAACAUAAAAAUAAUAAAUAAAAUUCAAGAUAGGGCAUUUCCUAAAGAUAUGUCUAAAAUUUCAUUGGUACAUGUUUUGGACCUAGCACCGCAAGGGUGGAUAAAACCACAUGUCGACAGCAUUAGAUUCUGCGGAGAAAUUAUUGCUGGUUUAAGUUUAUUAACUGAUAGCGUAAUGAGAUUAAAAAUGGUUGAUAAUGAAACUUUAUAUAAGGACUUUCUAUUACCCAGAAGAUCGUUAUACAUAAUGAGUGGUACAGCUAGGUAUAAUUAUAAUCACGAAAUUUUAAAAAAUGAAGAAUCUUUUUUUGAAGGACAACAUAUACCAAAAGAUAGACGUAUUUCAGUAAUAUGUAGAUGUCAACCACAACAUAACACUUAGUAUACAGUUAGACGUUUAACUUGUUUUUCCAAAAAAACAAGGCUUUAAAUAAAAAAAUGUUAUUUUUUCUUUUUAAAAUAUUUUUUCAUGUAAAAUAACCCUUUUAUUGUAUCUUCAUUAUUGGAACACUGGAUAAUUAUACCGCAAGUUUAUAUUGUAUAUGUAU
This is a messenger RNA of Frieseomelitta varia, 1007 nucleotides long. Its product is annotated as alpha-ketoglutarate-dependent dioxygenase alkB homolog 7, mitochondrial. NCBI's taxonomy places the organism in Eukaryota, Metazoa, Arthropoda, Insecta, Hymenoptera, Apidae. Gene Ontology annotation, cellular component: mitochondrial matrix. The record is from RefSeq and is a predicted model, not a curated record. Gene Ontology annotation, biological process: fatty acid metabolic process; DNA damage response. Bases 161 to 841 code for a protein of 226 amino acids. The transcript has 4 exons.